AUGUAUAAUGCAGGUAAAGGGUCUAACCCUGAAUGGAACGAGACGUUCUUAUUCGAUGUUUCAAGCCAAGAUUCAACAGAUUUAAGGAUCAAAAUUAUGGAUAGUGAUAUGAGUACCGAUGACUUUGUUGGUCAUGCCAGUAUCCCGUUGGAUGCACUUUUUCGUGAUGGAGAUAUUCCGGCAAAGUCAUAUAACAUCAACAAGGAUGAUAAAUUCUGCGGAGAGAUCAGAAUCGGCCUCAACUUUACAGCCCAGAGAAGUCGAGGUUUUGAUCCAACAGACGGGAAUAUUGGUGGAUGGAAGCAAUCGGGCCAUCAUUAGUUACAUGGCCAACAUGCUUGCACUUCUGAUCUUCAAUCAUCAAUAUGUAACUUACAUGCAUUUCAAAAAAUAAUAUGUAACUUAGCUCCUUACUCUUUGAUGUCAAGUUGUAAAUGGUGUGUGUCCCCCCUCCCCGAGGGUGCAGACCUACAUAGCGUCGUGGAUAUCAGUCCUGUACAAUGUGUGCCCUAUAUAGGUUCAAUUCGAAAACUGCUAUGCAAGAUAUUUUACUCUUCUGAAUAAAUCAUAAAUGUGUGUUAGACACUUUCUUAGAGAUUCUACUGUUACACCACUAGGGCUCAAAAUCUUCCAGUCUGCGUGCACUA
This is a messenger RNA of Erigeron canadensis, 647 nucleotides long. RefSeq names its product elicitor-responsive protein 3-like. The record is from RefSeq and is a predicted model, not a curated record. The transcript has 3 exons. Bases 1 to 321 code for a protein of 106 amino acids. Lineage: Eukaryota; Viridiplantae; Streptophyta; Magnoliopsida; Asterales; Asteraceae.